Pistacia vera is the source of this 2442-nucleotide messenger RNA. Its product is annotated as receptor-like protein EIX2. The transcript is spliced from 4 exons. The record is from RefSeq and is a predicted model, not a curated record. Gene Ontology annotation, molecular function: protein binding. Bases 1 to 2442 code for a protein of 813 amino acids. NCBI's taxonomy places the organism in Eukaryota, Viridiplantae, Streptophyta, Magnoliopsida, Sapindales, Anacardiaceae.
AUGGCUUCUGCUUCAAAUAUUGGAAAAACGCUAGUUUGGAAGGCAAAGCACCUGGCUGGCACUUAUCACGCGCAGGACACAUUUGUCAGCGCAGAGACUGCUUCAUUAAAUGCAUCCAUCCCUAAAGCAAAACAGCUUGGAAAUCUUUCAAGUUUGCAAUUUCUGGACCUCAGCUAUAGUGUUGGUUUAUCUAGUGUUGGAAACCUUGAGUGGCUUUCUCACCUUUCUUCUUUGAGUUAUCUUGACUUGGCUUUUAGCAACCUUAGUAAAUCCAGUGAUUGGUUCCAGGUAGUUAACAAGCUCCCUUUCUUAAGAACCUUGCUUCUACAGGAUUGUAAUCUUCCACCUAUCGUUUCUUCCCCUCUGUCACUUGUCAAUUCUACAUCUCUUCUGCGCCUCGAUCUCAGUUCCAACACUCUCACUUCCUCAAUGUAUCCCUGGUUGUUCAACGUUAGUAAUAAUCUUGGUUAUCUUGACCUUAGCACCAACCAAUUACAAGGUUCCAUUCCAGACGCUUUUGGGCGCAUCACUUCGCUAACAGAUCUCUAUCUUUCUUAUAAUCAACUUGAAGGUGGGAUUCCAGAAUCAUUUGGGAAUAUGUGUCUUUUACAUUCAUUAGAUCUGAGUGAUAAAAAUCUUGGAGGAAAACUCUCCAAGUCUAUUCGAAACUUAAUUGGUGGGUGUACUGAAGGCACUCUGGAGUACUUGUACUUAAAUGACAAUAAAUUCAUAGGUUCAGUGACUGAUCUUUCAAGAUUUAAGUCCUUAAAAGUGCUACAACUUGAACAGAAUCUUUUGAAUGGAACCUUAACCAAUAGCAUUGGACUCCCGUACAAGCUUGAGGUUUUGGUUCUUCGUGAGAAUUCAUUGGAAGGUGAAAUCACAGAAGCCGUUUUCUCAAAUCUCUCCAACUUAGUUGAUUUGGACUUGGCUGUUAACUCUCUUGUCUCUGAACUGAGACCUGACUGGAUUCCUCCUUUUCAACUGCGGACUAUAAAUCUUGCCCCUUGCAAGAUAGGGCCUCAUUUCCCAAAAUGGCUUCAAACUCAAAAACAUUUUGAAUCUCUAGAUAUUUCCAAUGCUGGAAUGUCUGAUAGUUUACCUGAAUGGUUUUUGGAUCUAUCCUCUGAAUUACAUUUUAGUUCAAAUCAUUUUGAGGGUCCAAUUCUAGCACUUCCUUCACAUAUAUCUUAUGUGGAUCUAUCCAAAAAUAAGUUUUCAGGAACGAUUUCUACCUUAUGUUUCACCAUUGAGAGUUUGCUUCAUAUUGACCUCUCCAGUAACCUGCUAUCUGUAAAGGUUCCAAAUUGUUGGAAGCAAUUCAAUAACUUACAAAUAGUUGAUUUUGCAAACAACAACUUCUCAGGGAAAAUUCCAGACACGAUGGGCACCCUAAGUAAUCUUCAAACAUUGAGUUUACGCAAUAAUAGAUUCUUUGGAGAAUUGCCUUUGUCUUUAAAGAAUUGCACAAAACUAAGAGUUUUAGAUUUAGAAAAGAAUGCAUUACCAGGAAGGAUACCGGAGUGGAUAGGGGAAAGCCUGCAAGAUUUAAUUUUUCUUAGUCUGCUAUCCAACAAUAUCUUUGGAAAUAUUCCUCUCCAGCUAUGCCGUCCAGGAAAUAUUCAGCUCUUGGACCUUUCUUUUAACAAUAUUUCAGCAACUAUACCAAAAUGUUUCAACAAUUUUUCUUCAAUGACUUAUGAAUGGAGUACCACCCUCACCACCAACUAUUUCCCCUGUGGAAGUCCAUUUGUGUACCAGAGACAAGAGUAUUUUGACAAUGCAGUGUUGAAAUGGAAAGAAAGUAAAUUCGAGUUCAAGAAUACUCUAGGAUUGAUAAAGAUGCUUGACCUUUCAAGCAAUAUACUAAGCGGAGAAGUUUCUGAAGAGAUUAUGAGUCUUACAGGAUUGGUUGCCUUGAACCUUUCUAGAAACAAUUUGAGUGGAGAAAUCACUUUGAAAAUUGGUGAUUUAAAAUCAUUGGAUUUCCUUGAUUUAUCAAGAAAUCAGUUUUCUGGUGAAAUUCCUCCAACCCUUUCACUAAUAAGUGGUUUUAGUGUCCUUGACCUUUCAAAUAACAACUUGUCAGGCAGAAUACCAUCAGGCACCCAACUCCAAAGCUUCAAUUCCUCAGUGUAUGGGGGGAAUCCCGGUUUGUGUGGGUUGCCACUUCCAACUAAGUGCUCAGAUGAUGAACCAUCUCAAGGUCCUGCCACUAAUAAUGGAGGAAAAGAGGGUACAGACGCUCCAAAAGAUGACCUAUGGUUUUAUUUGAGUUCGAUAAUUGGUUUUGUAGUAGGGUUUUGGGGAGUUUGUGGGACUUUAUUGUUCAAAGCUUCGUGGAGACAUGCCUACUUCAAUUUCUUGAUUGAUGCGAAAGAUUGGGUCUAUGUGACAGCAGUUGUCAGUAUUUCCAAACUGCAAACAAGGCUUAGUUUCUAA